UAUGGACUAUUAUUUGUUUUCUCGCAACCCAUCAUUCUCUGCAUCUUUUACCACACUGUAUUUGUAACGCCAGCUCUCUCUGUCCUUUCCUGUUUAUCUUCUUUCUUCUUCUUCUUCUCAUUUCAAUCGUCUGAGAUUGCUCAACACCUGAGAUUCUUGCUCGGACAAAUCUCUACUUCAAAUUGGAUUGUUUUGGUCGAGAAUCGAGAGAGAGAAAGUUUUCAAGUUGUUCGAUACAAUCCAAGUAUUGUGAGUGUACACCUACAAGGAUCGAGGUUGUUGUACCCUAGAGGGUAGGCCGUCAUCACUUGCUACACCGAGAUAUAAUCUCCGAAGGGCGGACAUCUACUCUUAAGGGCAGUGUACCAGACGCCUCAACCUGCAAGUUCUUACUCAAAGCAUCAUCCAUCUCCAGAAUUUCCAACAGAACAACAACCAUGAUUCGAAGGACUGCAGGCUUGAGUAAGCUGGUUCAAUCUGUUGGAGUUGGCUCUUCGUCAUCUUUGCCAACCAAGCAGCUUAGAGAUCACCGCUGCUUUGGAUCAGGGGCUGCUUCUAACGCAGAACAAGCGUGUGAAGCAUCUGUGUGCAGUAAAUUUGGUAAGAAUGAGUAUGCUGAUGUGGAUUGGGAUAAUCUUGGAUUUGGUCUAGUGCCAACUGAUUACAUGUACAUGAUGAAAUGUUCCAACAACGGGAUAUUCGAACAAGGCCAACUUAAUCUUUAUGGAAAUAUUGAACUAAGCCCUGCUGCUGGAGUUUUGAAUUAUGGCCAGGGUAUAUAUGAAGGGAUGAAAGCAUUCAGGAAAGAAGAUGGCAAUCUCCUUAUCUUUCGUCCAGACCAGAAUGCAAUGCGAAUGAAGAUUGGUUCAGAAAGAAUGUGCAUGCCCUCGCCAUCCCUUGAUCAAUUUAUCGAUGCUGUGAAGCAAACUGCUCAAGCUAACAAGUGUUGGGUUCCCCCUCCAGGAAAAGGGUCUUUAUAUAUUAGGCCUCUACUUAUAGGAAGUGGUCCUAUAUUAGGUUUAGGCACAUCGCCUGAAUACACAUUCCUUGUAUACGCUUCACCAGUCCGCAACUAUUUCAAGGAGGGUUCUGCACCUUUGAGCAUAUACGUCGAGGAGGAAUAUGAUCGUUCCUCUCGUGGUGGGGCUGGAGGUGUCAAAAGCAUCACCAAUUAUGCUCCAGUUUUGAAGGCACUGCUCAGAGCAAAGAGCCGAGGAUAUUCUGAUGUGUUAUAUCUAGACUCGGUAAAUAAAAAGAAUCUGGAGGAGGUCUCUUCUUGUAACAUUUUCAUUGUGAAGGGCAAUGUUAUUUCAACUCCUACAACGGCUGGGACUAUACUAUCAGGGGUAACUCGAAAAAGCAUCAUUGAAAUCGCUCGCGAUCAUGGUUAUCAGGUUGAGGAGCGUGCAAUUCCGGUAGAUGAACUGAGUGAAGCUGAUGAAGUAUUCUGUACAGGAACUGCAGUCGGUGUUGCUCCUGUGGGAAACAUUACAUAUAAAGAUAGAAGGAUGGAAUACAAAACAGGUGUUCAAACUGUUUGUCCACAGCUCUACUCAACUCUCAUAGGAAUUCAAACGGGUCGUAUUGAGGAUAAGAAAGGCUGGAUUCUUGAAAUUGAUUAAUCUUCGUUUCCAAGUAGAGUGGAAUAAGAUGUACAUUCAGUUUAGAACCACGGUUGUUGCCCAUCAUUUUCUUAAGCUUUUCCAUUUUAUCAUUUCAUUGUCUAA
Molecule: messenger RNA, 1727 nt
Organism: Rosa chinensis
Lineage: Eukaryota; Viridiplantae; Streptophyta; Magnoliopsida; Rosales; Rosaceae
Product: branched-chain-amino-acid aminotransferase 2, chloroplastic
Exons: 11
Coding region: 438-1622 (394 amino acids)
Biological process (GO): branched-chain amino acid metabolic process
Molecular function (GO): branched-chain-amino-acid:2-oxoglutarate transaminase activity
Source: RefSeq, a predicted model, not a curated record